Molecule: messenger RNA, 10469 nt
Organism: Rhagoletis zephyria (snowberry fruit fly)
Lineage: Eukaryota; Metazoa; Arthropoda; Insecta; Diptera; Tephritidae
Gene: tweek
Product: transmembrane protein KIAA1109 homolog tweek
Biological process (GO): synaptic vesicle endocytosis
Source: RefSeq, a predicted model, not a curated record
CGUAGAUAUGGCUGCUUUGUUCUUUACUGACGUCUAUAACCUGGGUAACAUACAUAACUUUCUACAAUUCGCGUCUAGUUGGACUUUUUAUAACAAAAAUGGUCAAUCGGUGGUUUAUAAAAGGCGCAUAUUUUAAAAUUGGUUCUGUAGCAUUGAAUCCUUUGGCGGGUAAAAUUAUGUUUCGUGAUUUCGUCUACAUUACAUUUGAUUAUUCAGUUCGUGUGCAGGAUGGUUAUUUCAUAUUUCGUUGGUGGCGAUCGUAUGUUCCAAAGGAUGUUUCCGAGGAUCUCUCGCACUCCGAUACACGUCUUUCUGUGCAAUUAAAUGGCUUUGAACUUCACAUAUACAAUAGAUGCGAUCUGUAUGAUCAACAGGAAAGAACGUUUGGACUAAAACCUUCGCUUCUAAUACCGACUGAGAAUUUAUCUACCGAAGAAAAGUCAAAACUCAAAGAGCACAACAUGAAUAUGGAAAAUGCCCGUCAAAGCAAACGGCAAAGCGUUAAAAACUCCGAAGCGAUGAAAGCGACCACUUGGCGUGAUUUAAUACCGGUUAUAAAAAUGGAUAUCUGCUCAGGACGUUUUGUGUUUGGCAAUCGACUCACACCAACAACAUUGUCUAUUUCGGUUGAGGAGGCGCACUGUACUUACAGUACUAAACCAGCUGUUUGCCGGCUGGAUCGCUUUAUGCAUUUCGUCAAAGCAAAUGUCGAAAAUGCCAAGGUUAUGUUUGCACCCAGUCCAAAGUAUACAGGUUUAGUUGAUGAACCACCUCGUUACAUGGGCGAGGGUUUCGUAGUUAUGAUGUGCAAUCAAAUGGAAUUAUACUUUUACAUGGAUGAGCCUGGAUUGGUGCCUGAAGAACCAGUCUUGAUUAUAUUGGCCAAUGGUGAUGUUGUUGAACCCUCUCCACCGGUGUGGGGUAUCAACAUAAAAUGUUUGAAAGGAACAGAUUUUAGCUAUGGACCAUGGGCAGAUCGACAACGGGAUCAUCUCUUCAAAUUUUUUUAUCCACCCGACUGGCAAGAGCUGAUAGUUACGCCGACACCUAAGCCAGGUGAGCUUCGGAGCUAUCAAUCUUUCGAUGUAACACUCUGCGUUCUUAGCGAAGCCACAAUCGAUAUACUCUUCUCGAAAGAUAAAGAAACAAAUGCCAUGCAUAUUACUGUUGGCCCAGCGUCGUAUGUAGAGCUGACCAUACCCUGGGUAACACAUGUCGAUGGUUACACUUCGAAAAUUCAAGGGCAGUUGUUCCACGUCGAGGCCACAACAUCGCUGCAAUAUCGCAGUCUGGCCGAGUUAGAAUCGCUCGAAUACAAAGUGCGCAUACACUAUCCAACACACUGGAAUGCACCGCAGGAUUGGAGCAUUGCUUUGACUGGCUGCAAGGCUACUGCUUUCAUCAUCUACAAGCAUAAGUGCUUCUUUCAGGAUCUCAUUGAGGAUUGGGCCAGCAAAGCUCGACCCGAUAUACUUGCAUUUGUACCGUACACGUGCAAAUUCAAUAUACUCUUAAAUGAGUUUGAGAUUUUAACGCUAUGCAAUGAAUACAAUUGGAUAGAUUGUUCCAGUGCGAAUCAAGAAAACAAUCACUUGGCCUUCUGCGGCGACGUAUUCGACAUGAGUUUUGCACUGCCAUUCGAUGAUUUUCUUCCCAAAACGGUCACGUUGAAAUUUUGGAUACACGGCGAAGGUUUGGAUUUGAGUUUGUAUAUUCCGGAGGUGUCUUCAACGCGUCCUAUUGUUCUGGCAAUUGAUGAAAAUGCUCGACUGCUGACGCGCGGGGGCAGAGUUAAAAGCCGUCCAGAAUUGUAUACAAAAAAAUGGCGCAAAAUAUGCCAGAGAAGCUCUGGUUGGAUAGAUUGUUGGACGGUACCAAUAGUAGCUCUCUCUAUACAGUAUAUUUACCAUCCAGUACCACCGCUGGGUCCAGAUCCACAAGCAGAUAUUACCACGCCUGAAAAAGAAGAAAUUUUGCUCAGUCCCAUGCGCAUACCUAAAAUACGCAAAUCGCCAGUGUCCUCUUGGCAAAAACAGGAUCAGGAUAAGUUCGAUCCAGCCAGUUUGGGGGCAGAUCAAGUUACUGUCGAGUUGGAAAUAGGCUCCUCGGUACUCAUGUGUUACGGCAAUGUAUUGCGAAAUUUCAUUAAUUUAAAAGAAAAUAUCUUUGGCGAAGACCAAAAUUUCACUGACAUGGAGCAGUCAAAUGUGAAAUUGAGGGAUAGCAAUUCUAACAGCACAACGUCAAAUCCAAAAGAUCAGUUACUGUCGAAAGAAAAAGAUUUAGCGACUAAGUCCAUAUCAGAAGUGACUUUUUCUGAAGAGAAGCAAAAGUCAUUCGAUCCUCGUUUGUACCGACCUUUAGAGGUGAUAGUGUCGCUGAUCAUACACGAUAUACAGGCACAUGUCAUGAAGAACUGCAAUGAGAAUGAUCCGCCAUGUCCUGUUGUGCUGAUCGAACGUUUUGGUUUUGAGAUGAAUAAACGCUAUCAUGAAACAACUCUUCAAGUGUUGGUGAGUCCGUCGUAUUUGAUCACAUCGGAUCAUGUGGUGCGACUUAAUAGAGAUAAACAUAUUAACCAAGGGCAUUUGCUCCUCUCAGCACUACAGGUACGUGGUCAUGCCAUGUUUAGUAAUGAAGGCUGCCCACUUGACGAAGACACAUUAGAGUACUCUUGGCUAGUGGAAGUGCAGCUUGGAAAAUUAUCAGGCAAACUUACAUUGCCUCAGCUUUGCAACGUUGUCGUCGGCCUAGAGACUUUGGUACUAUUAGCAGUGGAUCCGGAAAACUGUCUCAAGUCUCCCAAAACUGUGCGUAACUGCCAUCAUGGUGUGCCGAGCAAUCAAUGUCCACACACCAAAGAGGAGAACAAAUAUAAGUGUCCUUCAGCUGAAGAUAUUAAAUACAAAAUGACGCGUGUUUCUAUAGACGCAGUAGAUGUGUAUAUAAUUGAGAGUGGUACAGCGUUUCAUGCCUGGGUGUCUCCCAUCCGCCUGGCCAACUGUAAUUUGCAUGGGCAACGUGUUAAGUCUGGAAUCUCAGGAUUGCUGCCGUCAAUAUUGCUGCGUGUUUUUAUGAAUAAUGGCAGUUCAUACUCAAAUCUAACAAACUCUUACAAUACUAACACUACUGGCAGUAACCGUUCGGGCAAAAUGCGUCGUUCCGAACAAGAUUCAAUAAAAUCUGAGCAUAAGCAGUCACAACAGCACAUUUGCAAGCCGAAACGUAGCUCGAAUUCAUUUUCUCAGCGACGUGAUUCACGUGAAGAAAGUAAUAGAAAACUGCGUGAUAGUUUUUCAGAGACUAAACGCGCCGUCGACACUGAGUUCUUUGAAAAUUGGGUAGAGGUUGGCUGUAGUUCAUUGGGUCCGAUUUUACUGGAGGGCGCAUCGGCUCUACCUAUACCUGAUCAUAAACUACAUAUCGUGCAAAAUGACUUUUUACGCGAUCAUGAUGCUAAGUACAAGCGUUUGUGGUUUUUGUGGAAUGUAAGCAAUUGCGGUCAGGCUGCCGCUCUGCCUCCGUCAAAUGGCGCCGAAAUUUCACGUUGUGGUUGCAUUGGUGGUUGCGCGUUCUUCGGCAGCAAUCGGAAUGGUUUAAAAUUCUUCAAACCCUCCCCUCAAGAUGUGCAGGACAACUACAACAUAGCGCGCUAUUAUAUUAUCAGUAACAACAAGGACUACGGUUUUGGUGAGAGCAUAUUACAUCAAGGCCAACUGGUGUUUCACACUCCCCCUUACAGCGUACAUUCGGUUUUGCUUCAUGAUAGCGCCGAUUUCAACGGUAAAGGCAAGCAUUAUUGGCCAGCUGUUGAGCAGCGAAAUGGCAGCCUAAAGAAAUCCGAACUGUGCACUAAAGACGCAGGUGGAAAAUUAAAAAUUGGUAAUUCCAUUGAAAUACCAGAUGUAAAUGGACGCAAAUCUCGCGAGAAUGUAGGUUCACCGAAUACGCUGGAGAGACGGAAUAAACGAUACUCAUAUACUACAAACAGACAAACUUCUAUCGAGGUACCUUACGCGCGACUUUUGGAUAGUCCUUCGAAGAAAGUGUUACGUCAAGACUCGAACGAAUCACAGGUGCAAGUAGCGUUGAGACGCGGCUCAGACGCAACGAAGUCAAAAUCUCAGAACAAUACGCUGCGUGUUUCACCACCCAAAACUAGUAAAUCCGAUUCGCGGUUAACCGGCGAAGCAGACGCUGAAGAUGAGUUAGAGAUCCCCGAUGAAAUGUCGCAUUCUGCGCCGCUCUCACAUCCGCUUGAAUUCGAAAUUGUCGAUUUGCCUCUGCAGAUGCAGCUCUCCACUGAAACAUCUCUUACCAAUGGAAGUGAUAACUUGACCCGUGAAGUGCAGCGCACGAUUUCCCUCACUUCGGAGAACCCCUCAGAGAUGUUUUUCUCAGCCGAGGAGGAUAUAUCGAAUAUUAUGUCGCAAGGUGGUUCCAUAAAAAAUCGCAAUGGCUCAAUUGUGUUCUCUGGCAAGAAACGAUUCUCCUCCGAUCUAAGUAUCGGUGCACCAAAUGAAAAUGGACUGUCAUUAUCCACCUUCCGCAGUGAUUUGGAAAUCCAUGCCCCUGAGUCUAAAACAUUGCCGAAACGUCCUCAAAGCACGACUGAAUUGAAUGAAGACGUGAGACGUAUUAAUGGUCUUGCCACACCAAUCAGAAAACUUACAAAUAUUUCAUCAAGACCUCAGUAUCGACAUUUUAUUCAUGAUGCUGAUUCUCGCGGAACCUCCUCGGGCACUCCCUCGCUGUCGUCUAAUUCUUUCAUCUCAGCCAUGUCGUCGCAAGAAGAUGUUGCCCUUGUCAAUUUGCACCAACAGGUGAAUCGGCCAAUCAUCGAUUCACCACUAUUGAUGGCAAGCUAUCUAAAUCAUUUAUCGCAGUUGAAAUGCUUCAAUUGGACCGCUUGCUCUUUUCCAUCAGGACCAGAUGUUUUCUCUACACCCCUAUUUCACGAAAACGACGAUGGCGGGCUGACCUAUAUAGGCAGCAAAAUGGUGCCGCACUUUGACUUGUACGCUUGUUGGCGUGAAAUCAAGGUGGUACCACGGUAUGAAAAUGCGACCGGCAGCAAUAGCUCCGCCACAUUUAUAGGCGGUCCAAAGUCGCAUCCAUGGGAUCCCAGCGUUUUACUUAAAGAAGAGGAGAGCGAUAAGACGACAAAUGGCUUCGACGAUGGCGAAUUUAUGAGUUUGCAAGCAGAAGGGGCAGCUUGUACCUCAGUGGUAGCCCGUUUGAAGGGGCAGGUGAAUGUAUUUCUUACGCCACUGAUGCUGGAAGGUUUGCAACGGAUGGUGGAAGCCAGUAUACCCACUAUAUCAUCACUACAUCUGCUCUCAGUAGUCAACCACAUACACGCUUCAUGCGUCGCGAAGGUGCAAAACGAUAAUAUACUCAAGCGGGAUCAAAGCUUGAGUUACUGGUCACAGGUGCAUUCCAAUUCGAAGCGUUCAACCACAGAGCGUAACUUGCAAGGUCCCGGGGACUCGUUUUUAAGUGAUGUCUAUGAAGAGAGUAUAUCUACAAAGACACAAGGGUUGAUUGUACUACCAAAGAUCAGCAUCACAAUGUUGCAGUCGUCUAUCAUUGAAGAGGUCAUAUCUGUUGCAGCGUUGGAUAAUGUACAGGAUCUGAAUUGCGUUUCUUUACUUACAUUUUACAUAGAAGGUGUAUCGACCAAAUUCCAUUUAGGUAAAACAACUCGCGCCUCUAUGCACAACGUUUAUAUACAGCAAACUGUGCAGUCGGGCAAUAGCCACAAAAAAGGGGGCAUAAUGAAGGGUACACGGGCUCUCCUAGCCCAUUUGUCUUCACAAACGCGUCCGGACAACAUACAGGGCGAACCUAUACUAAUCGAAACGUCCGAAAAGCAAUUGGAAGAGUUGGUAAUUACACUCGAUGUAGGUCGUGCACAUGCGCAGUUGCGACGGCUCAAAACAGAGUCGAGUUACGGCCAGGAAUCUCCUAUCAUCGUUACCGCCAUACCAGAACAUAAAAGUAAAGUACUAUUCGAACUGCUCAAAAUGUCCGAAAGUAUGGGUGGCAUUGACGGUAUCGGUUAUAUAAUGUUUGAAUGCGGUUUGGAGGGCGUGGGCGUAAAAGUUGUUAAACGUUCACAUUUUGAAAAAUCGGAAAAUACUAAAGAAGAUCUGGCUGAAAUCACAGAAAGUGCAACAGAGGCAGCGGAUAUUCCGCGUGGAGUAAACAUAAGUGAUAUAAUGGGCGGUGUAAGUGCAGAUGUUACUGCAACAUCGAAAGCAGAGGCUGCGUGGCGCUUGAUUACCAAAAAGCCACCAACACCUAAAACGCCAAAAGAGAAAUUCCAAACAGCUUUGGAAAGUAUAAUCGUGCCAGAACGUUCAGAAAGUGUGAGCGAAAACCGCAAAUCUACUUCGAAACCACAAACCGAUGAAGAUCCGGAAAAGGGGGGUAAGAAUAGUAACAAGGAAUCUUUCGAACAGAAGACACCAAAUGUAAAAGAAACAGAGAAAAACUCCUCAUGUGUAAUUGAAUUGAAAUCAGUAUGGUUCAAUUUCGCGGCCCCUCCUUGUGUACCUAUUACACGGAAAAUCGAUUUAACCAGACUAGAUUGGAAUCUUCUGAGCACAGCUUCUCCCGCCAUCACUGCCUGGAUGAACCCCAGCAACCGCUUAGCUAUUAAAAUUGUAUCACUAAUGCGGGCCUUGCAUACGCGCCAAACCGCCAUAGCCGCCUGUCUAAUGGCAGAUGCGUUGGAUAACGAAAAAAUUAAGCGCAGUCCCAAAAUCAAAAAGAGUCGCUAUGUCAACAACUACACGCUGCUUUCGAAAACUUUACAAGAGGAUCCGAGUUGUCAACUCUGCUUUAUAAUGCAAAAACUAGUGCUAGACGAAGGUGUACAAAAAGUCGAGCAAAUCUUCCAGAAAAGUGACGUGCCACAUUUGAAUACGUUGCGUCAGGGCGUCAUUGUGCUGAGCCGGCAGUGGAAGAACACACUUUACAAUCCAAUACUUUUUGAACAUCAGUAUAAGAAUAAAUUGGCACGGCCGAUUAAUGUGACAUUUUCAUUUCCGCAGCAGGAGGAAGAUUGCGAUGAUGUGGAAUGUGAAGGUGAAGCAGAUAUGAGUGUAUAUGCCGGAGUCAGCGAUAAUCCUGAAGAGAGUGAGAAUGCUUUAUUACUUGGGCAAACACAGCAUCAUCGAAAUCAUAUUGAUACUUCACAAUUUGGCAUGAGAUUUGCUAAUGAAGCUUUCUUACAUGGCGCGGCACAAAGGUCAAACUCCACAUCACCAAAUAUUCAUGUAACACGAAAAGGCAAAGCAUUAAGUAGAUGCUCAAAUAUUUCACAUGGCAAUUCAUCUCGCUCUAGCAUACAAAUGCUGCCAAUAAUCUCCGGACUGGUAGAGAAGCAGGUGCCGGAAUUCGAGUAUGGCGCAUUGCAGGAGGGUUCAUUGAGUUCUAGCAAUUCAGUAAAUAAGUUUUGGCUUGGGCCGGGGAAUCAAAAAGAGGACUUGUACUUCUGGAUGGCAAAGCAGCAAGACAACAAAAAGAAGGAAAACUCCGUUGAAAAGGAAUUAAUUCGACCGGCACCGGUGAAAUUACCAGGCGCGGGUCAAACACGUGGUGGCAUUCUGCAGGACUCAAUAAAACUGCUCGAUGCGCAUUUGAUAUUUGAGCCAUUGCUCACAUGCUUGGGUGUAAUGCCGCAGCAAAUGGUCAAUAAAUUGACCAAUGCGGACAUUUCAUCUUUGGAGAAUUUCGGCACCAAUCUUUCGCUUAUCGGAACCUUUGAUUCAAUACGUGUUGAUAUUGUAGUUAGCGAGGCGGGUGACAAAAAAAACAAAUGCUCCAAAUUGAAUAAGAAAUCAAAUGGUGCAGGUCGACAGUCGAUUAUUAUAGAUACGCCGUUAUUUUUAUGCGAACGUGUAGGCGUUGAAUUGGAGGUGUUGAAGAAGUCCGAUGGUAUGGUUGAUCAAGCGCGUCAAAAUGUAAUUUAUAUGUCGCGACGACAACUAAAAAAGCACACCAGUACGGUUAUAAAUUUGAGUCUAAACAUACGUUAUAUUUCACAGCAAGUUAAUAUGCCUCUGCUGCGUCUACUACAUCAAAUCACAAACAUGUAUCAGAAUGUCAAGGAUGCUCAAAAUGAAUUUCAUCAACAACCGGAUUUGACUAGAAAGUCGGAUGCCAAAGACGAAUGUAGCUUAGCAUCCGAGCCCAAUGAUAUCGCCCCCUUCGGUUCGGUGCCAGAUCGCUUUGUCCAUAAUGAGAACUCUUCAGAUGAACGUUAUGAUAAAUUCAAUGAAAUGAUAUCCAUGACACAUCCCAUUGGAGGCAGGGUACGCCCUAGUGGCAUCGGUCCCUUAAUACAGCUAACACCUUCCCCUAAUGCCAGAAAUCGGCCAUCCAGUUUUGCUCAAAAGUUACGCUCUACUAGCAAAUCUGUUAAGGGAAAGUUAGGAUACACAAAUCUAAAUGAGACAAGCUCUUCACCAUUACGUGAUAGCCCCAUUACUUCAGUAAGCGAGCAGCAUAUGUUCAAAUUAUCGCUAGAGUCCAAGGCAUCGCUCAAUGGAGCAUGCGCAACCAGCGUCAGUGGUGACUGCAAUACCAUAAACAAAAAUGACUUCAAUGGUAUAAAGCCACUGAUGCUGACGCCAAAUUGCUGGAAAACAAUUUACAAUUUGUUAGAACUAUAUGGUACCAUGCCUGAAACAAAGACAGUGCAACGUAGCUCAAUGUCCAAUGAGACACACGAUGCUUUUAAAUAUGGAGUGAAGAAAACUUCAGUUGGUGGUUAUAUGCGACAGGACACGCGUAAUGAAGAAGAUGAUGGAACAAGUGCUCCAACGCCUCUGCCGCAACAUCGUGAGCUAGUUGAAGCUUUGUCGCAGGAAAAAACCCGGCUGGUUGUAUUUGGUGUGGCGAAAAUUCAUAAGACGCGCUUAAUGGCGACACUGAGUGGCCUAAAACUGGAAGCUGAAAUAACCACCUUGAAUGGCAGUGCUACAUGGCGCAAAAAAGCACGACCGGUAUCACUGGAAUGCUCCGUAACUGGCCAAGUAGGUCGCACCAUGAUCGUACUUUUGGAAGGUGUUGCACCAAAUCAACAAACUGUCGUAAAAGUAACGGUGGGAAAAUGUCAAACGCUCUACUCCAGUUUGACAAAGCGUGGCAAAGAUAAAAACAGCGGAUUGCUCUCAAUUGGCCCAGUGAACAUCGAAAUACCACAACACCCCGUCGCAUUGCAUGGAAUGAUGACUCGCAGUUCGAAGCAGCUAAGCUCUACUCUGCAAGAAUUGCGUGUUGGACGCAAUUCUGGUCGCUCUGCGUCACGUGCACAUAAUCCCGAUGAACCAGAAUCGCCACAUCAUUCACGUUCCGCCGGCAAAAGCGUUGAUGUGAAGGAGAACGCUGAACCACAGCAGGAGCCGAAAAAGAAAGCAGUACCACCACAUAAGAUACCAGCGCAACAUAAUGGAUUACUUCAACCGUUGGUUAUGCAGUUUAAUAUUUUACUGCAUAGCUUGUCGAUAAAUGCAGCACUAUUGCCUUCGUUACAAGCACAAUAUCGUAUGAACUGUGUCAGUUCGACAGGUGUGACUGGCAAUCGUGCAAAAUUCGUUAUAGAUUUGCCAACACAUACUCUAAGCUUUAAUACGAAGAUACAGGUGCGGAAUGAGAUGAAUUUGCCCUCUGAGGCCUGUAUCGGCCUACCGCUAGUUCAUGUGAGCGCUGAAUAUAUACCUGAAAACAGGCAAGAGGAACCAGAACGAGUCGAAGGUAUCAUAUUACGUCGCGGUGGCUAUGUGAAUGCAUCAGCUGAGAUCGGCGAAUUUGAGCGCUGUUUAACAACUGAUCUUCUGAAUCAUCUGGUAUUUGUUCAGAAGGUUUUCAUGCGCGAGAUUAAUGAAGUAUUACAAAAAGUGUACGGCGGCGAAAAGCCAGUGCCCCUAUGGUCUGAAGAUAGUGGUGAUACAGCCAGCGUACAAGAGUCUUCGAUGAAAAGCAUACUAUUUUCGGUCAACAUAUCGAUGAAGCGAAUACAGUUGACUGCUACAACGCCCUGCUCUUCAGCAGUGCGCUUUGAAACUGGCACGCUAGAGCUGCAUUUGUCUAAUCGCGUAAAAAAUUUGGGCGAAGGAAAUGAUCGUAAAAUGUUUGGCAAGGCCCAUAUCGAUUUUAACCUUUCGCUGGGCCAAAUUAUACGUAAUGUAAUCUUUGAUGAGGCUGAACCGGAAUUCCAACAGUAUGCCUUCUUCCAUACAACCAUAGGUUUGCGAAAUGCCUUCCAAGAUGAGUUGUUAAAUGAGGAUAAAGAGCUGGUGUUGUUAAAGCUGAAGCGUCCACUUCUGUAUAUUCAACCGAUCGCCGUUGAUAAGGCUAUUUUGGUGUGGUUGAACUACAAGAAUGCUUAUGAAUAUUGGGCCGAAAAGCGAGCAAACUUGAACUAUGAAAACUCACAGGUAAGUAACAAUGAGCUAUGA